Messenger RNA from Hibiscus syriacus, 1533 nucleotides. RefSeq names its product RNA-binding protein 38-like. Bases 385 to 1185 code for a protein of 266 amino acids. The transcript has 6 exons. Gene Ontology annotation, molecular function: RNA binding. The record is from RefSeq and is a predicted model, not a curated record. NCBI's taxonomy places the organism in Eukaryota, Viridiplantae, Streptophyta, Magnoliopsida, Malvales, Malvaceae.
CAAAUUAACGUUUGCAGCUGUCUGGUCUCUGUGUCUUUAAACUACUGUUUUCUUUCUUUCCCUUGCUGGUUUUCUCUUUUAUUAACCAACUCAUAAAAUAAUAACAACCGGCAACAACUUCUGUAACAUCAUAAACAAGGCUUCAUCUCAUUCUGUGACCCUCUUCAAUGAUUCCUCUGUGGUGAAAUGAAAGCUUAAAAGAAGGGGAAAUGGAAAUAGAGACAAGCACAGUAGAGCAACAAGAAGGAAGAGAAAUGAGGUGGAAUUGCAGAGGAUUCGGCUGUCUGAACCUUUCUUGUCAACUGUAAUAUGUGAUCCAUACAAAACGAGAGUUUUGAUGCAAAAGGAAAGUUACCCACUUGUUGUUUUGUUUGUUUAGAUGCGAUGGCUUAUGCACAUUAUCGACCAAAUUUUGGUGACACUACGUUUACCAAAGUGUUUGUUGGGGGACUAGCUUGGGAGACCCCGACCGACGAAAUGCGUAGGUAUUUUGAGCAGUUUGGAGAGAUUCUUGAAGCUGUUAUCAUCACUGAUAAAAACACUGGCAAAUCUAAGGGAUAUGGCUUUGUUACUUUCCGUGAUCCUGAGUCAGCUCGGAGGGCAUGUAUUGAACCAAACCCUGUGAUUGGUGAAAGAAGAGCAAAUUGUAACAUUGCUUCAGUUAGAAGGUCUAGACCUUCACCGCCACGAGGAAGAAAUCAAGGUAGUACUCCUUUUCAGGGAGCUGCACAGCAAGGUACACCGUCUUAUAGUGGAGUUACAGCAACUGUGCCUCCACCACCGCUGCCCCCGCUACCAGCUGUCAUGUAUCCACCUUAUGGGUACCCAACUUACAGUCCUGAAUACGGGUAUCACCAAACUCUCUACAAUCCACAAAUUCAGCAGGGACAAUACUAUCAUCAACUGUAUGGAUCAUCAUCUUCCACAAUGGGGUCACCGUAUUAUUUUGGCUACUCCAUGCAAGCUCCCGGGGGAACAUUUUCUGCACCCCAGGCUCAACGUAUCCCCGGACCGUCCUAUCUUUACUAUCCUACACAAAUGGAGGGGUCCUUCUCCAACUAUCCUCCCCCACCUUUCCAUCCUAGGCAUCCCUUUCAGUACUCUUCUGCAGAUUCUCAGACUACUCAGCCUCCAUCCACAGAAACGGAAGCUGGGGCCAUCACUUCUGAAAGUCCAAAAACCUGAAAGGGAAGGAGAACUCAUCAUCCAUGCCAAAAUGAUCAAACUGUACAAUCUUGAUAAGUUUUUAUGUUCCUCUCAUCACCUUAUUUCACUCUCAUAUUCUCAAUUAUUUAGCCAUAGGUGAGUACUACUGCAACAACUUACUGCUGUGGCCUAUGGCAGGAAUAAGGAGGACUAAUCAACCGCCUUAUGCUGAUCUUUUUCGCCUUAUUCUAUUUUUCUCUCAAGUCAUUCAUUCAUCAAGAGUGUUAACAUCCUUUACAGAACUACACUGUAUGAACUUUGAACCAGAAAAAGGGAAGCACAUUCCCUUACUAAAAAGGGAAAAUUUGCUUAACAAUUUAGCCUCAA